Micropterus salmoides (largemouth bass) is the source of this 460-nucleotide messenger RNA. RefSeq names its product C-type lectin domain family 4 member G-like. Lineage: Eukaryota; Metazoa; Chordata; Actinopteri; Centrarchiformes; Centrarchidae. The record is from RefSeq and is a predicted model, not a curated record. The coding region runs from base 26 to 460 and encodes 144 amino acids. Gene Ontology annotation, molecular function: transmembrane signaling receptor activity. Gene Ontology annotation, cellular component: plasma membrane. The transcript has 5 exons.
UCUGGGGCUGCUGUGUGUUUUCCUGAUGGCUGGGCUCAUUGGCCUCGGUGUUCACUACCGUGAAUCAGUACGUGAUUCAUCUGCAAAACUCUCCACUGUGAAAGCCAACCUGACGGAGCGUCUCCAGAGCAUUAAUAACGAGAUGUCUUCUGUGACUGAAGAGAGAGACCGACUGAAUGCCAGCCUCAGUGAAAUUACUGAAGAGUUGGACAAGCUUCAGAGUUUGUCCAAACAGAACCAUGAUUCAGCACAGCGUUCAGCUGCAGAACUCUCCUCUAUCAAAGUGAACCUGACUGAGCUUCUCCAGGCCAGAGAGAAAACCUGUCCUGCAGGAUGGAAGAUGUUCAGUCAUAACUGUUAUUUCCUCUCUGAUAAGUCUGGUUCUUGGGAUAAAGGCAGAGAGGACUGUAAAGGCAAAGGAGCAGAUCUGUUGGUGAUAAACACCCUGAAGAGCAGAUAA